Molecule: messenger RNA, 756 nt
Organism: Bipolaris zeicola 26-R-13
Lineage: Eukaryota; Fungi; Ascomycota; Dothideomycetes; Pleosporales; Pleosporaceae
Exons: 4
Coding region: 1-756 (251 amino acids)
Molecular function (GO): hydrolase activity
Source: RefSeq, a predicted model, not a curated record
AUGGCAUCGAAUCCAAUGGGCAAAUGCUGCAUUGUCGGCGUCAAGCACCAAGGCACACCCAAAGGCAAUGUCAAGCAAAUCGGCAACAUCCGCACAUACUUUGCCUAUCCCGAAGACGGCAGCACCCAGAAUGCCAUUCUGCUCAUGACAGACGCCCUGGGCAUGGACUUUCUCAACACCCAGCUCAUUGCUGAUCAAUUUGCCGCCAACGGCUAUCUCGUCGUCAUCCCCGAUGUCUUCAACGGCAAUCACAUCCGCUUCCCCUUCCCUCCUUCAUUCAGCCUGCAGGAUUGGGUCGACAACACCAUGCCGCGCACACCUACCGUCGACCCUAUCUACGAAACAGUAAUCAAUCAUCUCCGCAACAAGCUAGGCGUCAAACGGCUCGGCGGCAUAGGCUACUGUUUUGGCGGCAAAUACGUGUGCAGAUGGUUGAAGCCAGGCAGUCUAGAUGCAGGAUUCAUUGCGCACCCGAGUUUCGUUGAUGCGGAUGAAGUAAGGGGUGUACAGCGUCCAUUGAGUAUUGCUGCAGCAGAAACUGAUGAAAUCUUCCCCGCUGAGAAGCGCCGCCAAACAGAAGAUAUUCUUAAAGAAACAAAGGUUUCCUAUCAGGUAUUUCUCUACUCUCACGUCGAACACGGAUUCGCUACAAAGGGCAAUCUGGAAAUUGAUCGCGAGAGAUUCGCAAAGGAACAGGCGUUCUUCCAGGCGGUAUUUUGGAUGGAUGAGUAUGUCAAGCGGGGGCGGUACCCAUAA